Molecule: messenger RNA, 2698 nt
Organism: Mercenaria mercenaria
Lineage: Eukaryota; Metazoa; Mollusca; Bivalvia; Venerida; Veneridae
Exons: 2
Coding region: 629-2275 (548 amino acids)
Source: RefSeq, a predicted model, not a curated record
GUAAUAAUUACAAUAGCAAUAUUGUUGAAACUCUAUAAGAAAAUUCUUUGGCCAUGCUUCAUUAUAACACUAGACAAUUAAAACAAUUAAAUACUUUGGCGUAGAUUUAAAAUGUAGAUCAAAGUUUGAUAUUCAAUAAUACAUUAUUUUAACUGCCGUCAUUAAAGGUCUACAUGUUACAAAAUAUAGCUACAAGCUGAGUGUGUACAGCUCGUUUCGGGCCAGAUACUUUUAAGCAUUCGGAGAUAUUAAGCUGGUUCUGUUAAUUUAAAAUAUACGUAGUAUUUGCAUUGUGAUAUUAUUUUUAUGUCUAAACAUUGUACAGGAAAUAUAUUUUGGAAAACUGAAAAAUGCGGACCUACGAAGCUAUUGCUUAAGGUACAGAACAUUUGCAAUACAGCGGCACCAAGUGAAGCGAUAUCAACGAAACGAUAGCCGACUACAGACUAUCUGCAGUUUUAGAAAGACUAUCGACUAAAAUGAAGUGUCGAGGGUUUGGCAGUCCGACAAUUUAGAUGAAAUCGAUAUUCAUUCCAGACAGCCCGAAAAUUUAGAUGAAAUCGAUAUUCAUUCAGGGCAGUCCGAAAAAUUAGAUGAAAUCGAGGGUCUGGGUGGUUUUCAAGUGCAAAUGGCGGGAAAUGAGAAAACAGAUUUAGAGGAAAUCGUUAUCUAUUCCAGACAGUCCGAAAAUUUAGAUGAAAUCGAUAUUCAUUCCAGACAGUCUGAAAAUUUAGAUGCAGUCGAUAUUCAUUCCAAGCAGUCCAAAAACACUGAAGAAGAUGAACAAUAUUCAGCUAGAGAAUGUAUGUCUUUACUUCUAAGCUUCUGUUCUCAAUGUCACCCUUUUGUUAAUACAUGUUUUAUAAGAGAAAUUCAAAAGCUAGCUCCGUCAUUCCAGAAGCUUUUAAAUAGUUUUAUUUGGCAGGACGACAAGAAAUGUCUGGCUAUAGUAGGAAGUUUUAGCGAAGGGAGUUUUUUACCUAGAUACAGUGACGUGGAUUUAAUGGUUACUGAUUACUCACUUAUUUGCUGUGACAUGAAUUGCUUAGGGGUUUUAAAACAUAGUAGCAAUAGAAAGGUACUUAUUGCUGAUAAACGACAUUCUUCUCCAGGUUAUACUUUAUUAUUAGACUUAGACGAUCCGUUUUUAACGCCGGCUAGACGAGAUGCCUAUUCAAAGUUUAUGUCCGAAGCAGAAAAGGUUUUUGGAAUACCUAGCAUUCUAAAUAUUGCAUUAAAACACAAAGACUAUCACGAUACAUGUGGUAUUUGGGGUACUAGGCAAGGCCCAGCGCUUCAAGUAGGAAACAUUUUCGGAAAUUUUUUUCCAAAAAAGCUAAGAACAGCGGGCAUGUUAAACUCAUUAGACAAUGUGAUUGCAAUUCCAUAUACUGGCAAUGACAUUAAAGCUUGGUUAAAUCGGAAGAGAAAGCAUGGUUGGCCCCCAGAAGAAGUAAAAAGACAAAUAAGUGAAAUGCAAGGUUAUGUUGUUGGAGUAGGGCAAAAAGGCAGUCCGCUUGAGGAAUAUGAAUGGAGGAUUUGUUAUACACAGGUUGAAAUCAAGCUAGUGCAUUCUUUAAAUGAAGUACAGAUGAUGUUGUAUAUGAAACUGAAACUAUUUUCAAACAAUUAUUUUAAAGAUACGUGUUCCGAUAUUACAUCAUACAUUAUCAAAAAUAUCAUGUUUUGGUUAGCAGAGUCAGUUCCAAAUAAGUUUUUUCAGUGGAAAUAUUUCAUUCAGCUUACUCGUGUCACACUUAAUUGUUUAAUGACAUGUGUUCGCAAAAAGUAUUUACCGAACUACAUGAUUCCAAGAAGAAAUUUAUUCGCUGGGAAACUCGUAGAACAUGAACAAGAAGUAUUACUUGAAUUAUUGUCCUCAUUUAGGUACUCUAUGAGCUUAGAUGUUUUUAAAGAUCUUGAAGGUCACUUAAAAAGGCGAUCUGUGUUAGUAAAUAUUUUGAGAUUGGGAACACAAUUUAUUGAUUAUUUAGCACAACACAUUAGCAGAAGAAAAUUUGAAAUCGAAGAUAUAAAUGAUUUUAUACAUGAUUGUACCACAGUCAUGUGCUUAAAUGGCACCGAAAAAGUUGAAUUCUCCAAAUGUGCCAAAGCUGGCGAUAUCCAGAAAUUAUUUUCUGUGAUGUUUAAUUCAAAAUAUUGUAAUUGUUUAGCGUACACGUUCGUUUUGUUAGAUGUAUACGGAAAGAAAGGAAAAGAAAUGAUAGCAUCUGACUCAAAAUUUGCCAAAGAACUGUAUGUUAGAGAAAAGUAAGUUAAUCACAAAGAGUUUUCAACAAAAUAGAUUUCACUUUAAGCUUAUUCUAGUUUUGUAAAUAGAAAACAUGGAAACUUCACAGGUCGCUCAACACGACAAAAGUUGCAGGCUCGGUUUGGUUGAGCCUCUUCAUGGACAGUAGUGGAAAUGCAUGCUACCGUCCACGCCCUCUAGCCCCUGGUUGAGCAGAAUUCAACAUUUACACAUGCUUAAAAGUAGAAAAAGCCAUUUUCCGAUUUCUGUCUAAUUUUCAUUGUCACACUUGUGUACAUGAAUGCAUGUAUCACAAAAAAAAGCGAAAUGAAAAAAUAUACUUCUUAUUAAACAUUUUACUGCUUGUUCUUUCCUCAAUAAAUUUUUUUUUUAAAUUUCUGAAAAUGUUCCUGAAAUGUUUUUGAAUAAAAUAAGGUUUCGAAAGUC